CCCCGGGCUGUAGAUUGUAGCAGUCGUCGCGUUCCUGGCAGUGAGCGCACACAUUGGGACACUUUCCAAAAACGCCCCAGCUGUACGCAGCACCAGAGUCAGCGAUAUGAUCGUCCAGAGGGGUUUCGAGGAGUCUCUGGAGCUGCUAGAUCAGGAGAUGAGCAGCCCCAUUAACCCCUUCUACUUUUACGGGGGGUCAGCGAGUUCUGAGUCGGGGUCCUCCCCAACUCACUCCAUUGCCUCUAGUCCUGGUUCCCCGUCUUCAGACUGUGACUCAGUGGGGAGCCUGAGUGCCUCCUGGCCCAGCACCAAGAGAGCAGAUCACUUCCUUGGCAUUGGUCGUCACCGAAAAGGAACCUUUCAAGGAGUCCGUGUAAAGAAUCCUGUAAGGGAACUCCUAUUGCAGAAAAGAAGUAAAUUUGGGAAUGUGGCAAAUGAAACUCCGAUAUCCAAAGCUGGGAUGAAUUCUGAGUCGUGUACAGAACUGAAAAACAUUUUAAGAAACCACAAACGCACUCAUGAUUUCACUUCGGAAGCACCUGCUGCAAAACAGUUGUGUCCUUUUCCUUCUAGUUUUCUGACUCCCCCAAGCACUCCAAACCCCAACGAAGGUAUGGAUGAGAUCUCGAAAACUGACAUGAGCGCAGAUUCCACCUUAGAUGUGCUACAAAGUAUCAUCAACAUAAAGAAUGAGUCCAAGCCAGUCUCUCUGAACACUGUGCAAGUCAGUUGGACGAACAACAUACAGCAAAGUGAUGUUGCUCAAGAGCAGUGUUUUCAAGGCAGCGCAAGUCAAGCUUAUUCAAUGUGUUCACUACCACAAAAUAAUGAACCAUAUGCAAUUGGAUCUCUGCAAAUGCCUCAGGUUCCUUCCAACACUCAAGAUUAUAAUCAAUUCCCUGCAAACUCUCCCGUCCAGAGUUCAUUCUUUUCCAAUGAAUUCCAGGGCUACUCUGUGGAUAGUUAUAUGCCUGCUGUUGUUGGUCAAGAGACAUCUCCAGAAAUCGUGCCUGGCGUUCAGGCUAUUGAAUCAUGUAUGCCAGCUCCAAACUUUAUUCCAACCGCGAAUGCAUCCAGAAAUGCUUUUUGGGAGAAUCAUGUAGUUCAGUCUUCGCACAAUGUGCAGUCUUCACACAAUGUGCAACCACAGCUAUGCCUUUCAGACCAAAAUAAUCCUAACCCCUUUCAAGUGGGAAAGUCAUUCUUCCAGUGGCAAAUCGAACAGGAAGAACGUAAACUGGCCAAUGUCUCAGAUGAACAGCUAAUUUCUAAAGAUUCAGAUGGGGAUACGUGCCUUCACAUUUCUGUUGCACAAGGAAGAAGGCCUUUUUCCUAUGUUGUUGCUCGCAGGAUGAUGGCAAUUAAUAUGUUGGAUAUUAAAGAACAUAAUAAUCAGAGUGCCUUACAGGUUGCUGUAGCGGCCAAUCAGCAUCUCAUUGUGCAAGACUUAAUCAGUCUUGGUGCUGAUGUAAGAACUACGGACUACUGGGGAAGAACUCCACUGCAUGUCUGCGCGAUAAAUGGAUAUACAAAGGUUAUUGACGCAAUCCACAAAGGACUGGCUACCAGCAAUCAGUAUGUCGAUGUGGAUGCAAUAAACUAUGAAGGUUUGACAGCUCUGCACUGUGCAGUGAUUGCCCACAAUGCAGUACUGCAGCAGCUAAUGAACAAUGUACAUAUUCGUUCUCCGGCAACUGAAGAAUUAAUGCAGAAAAAUAAGGCAAUGGUUGACACUGUGAAAACAUUACUAAUGAUGGGUGCAUCAGUGGAAGCACAGGAUCGUAAAAGUGGACGCACAGCACUGCACUUGGCUGCAGAGGAAGCAAAUCUUGAACUGCUAACAAUCUUCCUGGAGUUACCAAAUUCCUUGUCCUUCAUUAAUGCAAAGGCCUUCAAUGGUAACACAGCUCUGCAUGUGGCUGCAAGUCUGCAGUUUAGAAAAACCCAUCUAGGAGCCGUUCGACUUUUGAUGAGGAAAGGUGCAGAUCCAAGUGCUAGAAACUUGGAGAAUGAACAGCCAGUUCACCUGGUACCAGAUGGUCCGGUUGGGGAAGAGAUAAGACGUGUCCUUAAAGGAAAAGCAGUACAACAGCGCUCAUCACCUUAUUAACUUCAAUGACCACUUUUUUUCUUAAGAAACACUGCUAGUUAAGCAGUCUUAUUAUAUGUAAAUAGGUUUGCCAUAUGGCAAAUAUAUGUUGGUUUCUAUGAAAUUCUACUGUUUUGUUCACUACUGUGUAGUGACUUAAUCAUUACCCACAUCAAUCAAUAGCAAUCUAGUUCUUCCAUCAUCAUGUGGUUGGCUAGUGUUAUGGGUUUAGAGCUUUGGCUAUCAUGGUCAUAUCAUUUGACUUUAUCAAACUCGUACCAGUAAGUGUAUCUGGUAUUUCAAACUUAAAAAAAAAAAAAAAAAAAAAA
This is a messenger RNA of Pelobates fuscus (common spadefoot toad), 2418 nucleotides long. It is a transcript of the gene NFKBIZ, whose product is annotated as NFKB inhibitor zeta. Gene Ontology annotation, molecular function: POU domain binding; DNA binding. The transcript is spliced from 12 exons. Gene Ontology annotation, cellular component: nucleus. Lineage: Eukaryota; Metazoa; Chordata; Amphibia; Anura; Pelobatidae. Gene Ontology annotation, biological process: regulation of gene expression. Bases 107 to 2110 code for a protein of 667 amino acids. The record is from RefSeq and is a predicted model, not a curated record.